Molecule: messenger RNA, 3444 nt
Organism: Suillus bovinus
Lineage: Eukaryota; Fungi; Basidiomycota; Agaricomycetes; Boletales; Suillaceae
Product: atromentin synthetase
Exons: 8
Coding region: 250-3117 (955 amino acids)
Biological process (GO): biosynthetic process
Source: RefSeq, a predicted model, not a curated record
CUGCCGACUACCAGGCAGAAGUAGCUUUGCCAGCUCAACCAGCUAGCAGACUUCUUGCCCUAGGAAUCAAGCUGGGCCGUACUACAACCAGAUACGUAAUCUUUCCACCAUCUCCACUAUAUGCAUAUGGAACUUCCUGAGUAUCGCGUGGAAGUUCCUUCCGAUACGCGAUUGAAUGCUUGCGCACAAGAAAGGCGCAUGUAAACAUGUUUACAUAUAUAUAAGUAAUUCCAAGAAGGCCAAGAGACAAUGGUACCUGUCGCAGUCUCCCCCACUACUGUCACAGAAUCUGUUGCCACCUUGAAGACAUUGGUUGUCUCUCCACAACCCAAUACUCUCCACGACGUCAUCGCUCAAGCUGUCAACCUCUAUCCGUACCACGAGUUUGGUUUCAUAACAUCCUCUGCACAUGACUCCUCCAUCCAGACGAAGACCUUCAGCGCGUUCAACCAAUAUGUUCGCAACCUCGCACGUGCUAUGCUAGAGUGGGGCAAACCCACAGGCUCCAUCAUCGUCGUAUAUCUUACGGAGCAUGAAGAUAAUAUGGCUGCUGUAUGGGCCUGUCUGAUGGCCGGCUAUGUACCAUGCUUGCAGCCUACACUCAGCGCACAACAGGCGCACAAGGAGGGCCAUGUCGCCCACAUCAAGAACUUGUUUGGGUCUGCUACUUGGCUGACCAACGAGGUUGGGGCCGAACAGAUCAGCACCAUUUCUGGUCUGGAUAUUCACCUACUCUCCGAAUUAAAGGCAUCAGCGGAGACAUUUGACGUCUCAGUUGACUGGGUUGCGUACGAGGCAAAGCCGGACGACGAGGCGAUCCUGUUCUUGACCUCGGGGUCGACUGGAUUCUCCAAGGCUGUCGUUCACACGCACCGCACUAUUCUGGCCGCAUGCCAUGCCAAGGGGCACAGCUACGGCCUGACUUCCGAAUCUCAAGUCUUGAACUGGGUCGGAUUUGACCACGUCGCGGGAUCGUUAGAAAUGCACAUCACACCUCUGUUGUAUGGCGCUUCGCAACUCCACGUGCACGCAUCUGCUAUCCUCGCUGAUCCCCUUCGACUUCUCCGUCUGAUCGACGAAAAGUCGAUCGAAUUGACGUUUGCCCCGAACUUCCUGCUAUCGAAACUGACACGUGAUCUGGAGAAGCGCGUCGACCUUUUCGGAACGUUCGACCUGUCUUCCAUCAAGCGGAUUAACAGCGGCGGCGAGGCUGUUGUUUCCAAGACAGCCCAAGCGUUCGCUGCUACCAUGAAGCAGCUCAGCAAGAACCCCUCCGCUGUAUCGUUCGUCAUCUCUCCUGGAUUUGGAAUGACAGAAACUUGCGCUGGAUGCAUUUACGAGCCCGUGGAUGUCCUCGCAAAGGAGCCUGCUCACGAGUUCCUCGAUCUCGGGAGACCCAUCGAUGGUUGCGAGAUGCGCAUCGUGGACCCCGCAGAUGGGGCCACCCUGCGCCAUGACGGAGAGAGCGGCGAGCUCCAGGUUCGCGGACCGAUGGUCUUCGUACGAUACUACAACAACGCAGAGGCCACGUCCUCCAGCUUCGUCGAGGGCGGCUGGUACCGCACCGGCGAUGUCGGCAUCAUCGAGAAUGGCGUCAUGCGGCUCAGCGGUCGUAUCAAAGACACCGUCAUCGUCCAUGGUGUCUCGUACGGCAUCCCCGAGCUCGAGACCCACCUCCAGACGGUGGAAGGGGUGACGCACUCGUUCCUCGCCGCUGCUCCGUACCGUGCUCCUGGUCAGGAGACGGAAGGAUUCAUCAUUUUCUACUCGCUAAUAUUCGACCUCGAUGGAGCAGACGCUUCCACACAGCUCUUCGCCACUCACCGGGCCCUUCGGGAUAUCUGCGUGAAGAUGAUCACGCUGCCGCCUCAGUUCGUCGUUCCGAUCCCUGUGAACCAGAUGGAGAAGACGACUCUGGGUAAAUUGUCUCGUGCGCGUUUGAUCAGUCUUUUCAAGCAAGGUCAGCUCGCGAAGCACAUCGCUCGCUCGGAGGAGCUUUUGAGCGAGGCACGCGGCGCUACGUUCAUCGCCCCAUCCACGGAAACGGAGAAAGCGCUUGCCAAGAUAUAUGCCGAUAUCUUCAACCUCGCAGUUGACGAAGUGUCGGCGAGCGACAAUUUCUUCGAGAUCGGCGGUACUUCCAUUGAUGCUAUCCGGCUCAAGCGCGAAGGAGAGGAAUAUUUUGGCUUGCCUGAGAUUUCUGCUAUUCAAAUCCUCAAGCACCCCGUUCUCUCGAGCCUGUCUAACUACAUCAACUCCUUGCUCUCCAAGGGCACCCAGACUGAAGAGUACGACCCCAUCAUUCCUCUCCAACUUACUGGAAGUAAGACACCAAUUUUCUUCGUUCACCCUGGUAUUGGGGAGGUCCUCAUUUUCGUCAAUCUCGCCAAAUAUUUUCAUAAUGAGCGUCCCUUCUAUGCUUUCCGUGCUCGUGGUUUCGAUACUGGCCACUCCUUCUUCACUUCCAUGGACGAGAUGGUUUCCUGUUAUGCCGCAGCAGUUAAGAAGACUCAGGCGACGGGACCAUACGCUAUCGCAGGCUACAGUUACGGUGGGGUCGUCGCGUUUGAGGUUGCCAAGCGGCUCGAGGCCAUGGGCGACGAAGUGAAAUUCGUCGGUCUGAUCAACAUUCCUCCUCAUAUCGCCGACCGCAUGCACGAGAUUGACUGGACUGGCGGCAUGCUCAACUUGUCGCACUUCCUCGGUCUCGUGUCGAAGCACGAUGCUAAUGAUCUCGCGCCUGCUUUGAGAUCGAUGACGAGGAAGGAGCAGCUGGAGGUUGUGUGGAAGCUGUCUCCGCCUGAGCGUCUCGUCGAGCUGCAGCUGACGGCUGAGAAGCUCGACCACUGGGUGGACAUCGCCGGGUCGCUGAUCGAGUGCGGGAAGGAAUACAACCCAUCAGGCUCAGUUUCCGCGGUUGAUGUUUUCUACGCCAUUCCUCUCCGGGGCAGCAAGUCAGACUGGCUGAACAACCAGCUCAAGCCAUGGUCUGGCUUCAGCCGUGGCGAGCCAUCAUAUACUGAUGUUCCUGGGCAACACUACACGCUGAUGGACUUUGACCAUGUUCCGCAGUUCCAGAAGAUAUUCCGGGGUCGUCUCGAGGCUCGUGGCCUAUAAAAAUAUAGAGUGGUCUAUUAUUUUUUAUACCUGACAUUCGCAAGUAUCUAUUUAACUACUUAUAAUAGUUGGUACGUCGUCAUGCAUCUAUUGUUGUCUUAUGACACAAGCAUAUUAGAAAUCAUUCUUUGCAUUUUCUCAUGAUACUUAUAGUGCUUGUUAACUUGAGCCCAACGUUGGGAGUGACAUGAAACACCACUCUACUACGACCUCUUGGUGUUGCGAUCAAUAUGAAUCUGAAUCUGAUGGAUGUGCCUUGGGUCACACACCAUCACGUGCCGUAAAGCUGAAUUCUUCAAUUCACUCACUGACUUAGUUUUCUCACAC